Messenger RNA from Blepharisma stoltei, 3667 nucleotides. The record is from the annotation of a GenBank genome assembly. Lineage: Eukaryota; Ciliophora; Heterotrichea; Heterotrichida; Blepharismidae.
AUGGGAAUUUGUCUCACAACUCUUUAUUCAGCUUACAAAAAUGAUCUUAUGAAAAAGCAUAUCAUACCAAGCGAAAAAAUCAAUAAUUUAUGUGUUAGAUGGAGAAAACUUAGAGCUCCAGAAACAAUGACUCCUAAUGAAUUCCAAAAAGCUAUCAUUCAAAACGACGAUAUCAAGCUGAAUUACAAAAAAUUUUAUGAUACAGGAUUAGAAAUCGAAGUGAUUGAAUUCCUUACUGGGUUAAGAAAUAAACUCGUGGCGUUGACUCUGAGGUGCACUCACUAUGGAUCUAUCCUGAUGAAGCUAAAAUAGUGUCUAUAUCAUGUUUUGAGCUUAGGGAAGUCUUGCCGAAAAGGGAAGUUUUGCUUCUCUCCCGAAGGUUUUUCAGUCCUUGCCAGAUGAGCAAAACAGAUUUUUGCCUCUUCCCUAAUCAAGACCUUCGGGAACCCUGCAAUGAGUGGCUCUGCCAAGGAGUUAAUCUCCUGGGCAGGUAAUUCAAGCAUGAAAUCAAAAAGAGCGACCUUUCAGAGCCAAGGCGAGCGACUACAAGACCUAUUAGGCCACAUAACUUAACAACUUACUGGUUUAAUUAUUUUAAGUAAUGGAAAGCUGGAAGAUAGGCUAAAAACCUUAUUUUCUUUAUAUUGCUUCGAAGACCAAUCUACUAUGACCCCUGAUGAGUUUGGAUUUUGCAUUGAAAAAUGCUUAAGAGCUAUUUGCAAUGUUGGCGAAAUCCAAUCUCCCCCUACUGAGCCUGUUGAUAUUGAUGAAUUCAAAGAAAGAGUUUGCAACGGUGAAGCCAUUGAUUUCCAAACUUUCAAGCAAAUAAUAUCUGAAGAAUGCUUUAAAUUUUCUGAAAUUUUCGAAAAAUCUUACGUUUAUAUGAGAAAAAUUUCCACAAUUUUAGUAGAAAAUCCUUUCCCUGUGAUUAAUUAUUUACAAAAAGGUGGGCUGUUUUUAGGAAAAUACGAAAUUAUUGAGACACCGAAUAUAAUUGAAGAAAUAUCGUCAAUUUAUAAGCAAAAAUAUAAACAUGCUAUGCUAGAUGUCAAGCCUAUGCUUGGUCAAGGAAAAUUAACAUUUGAGCUUAUAUAUGUAGCUGGUAUACAAGGCGAUAAAAAUUUUAGACAGAACUAUUUUAGAGAAAUUGUCUUACUCUCCUAUUCUUAAUUGAACUUAUCGCUAUAGUUCUAUCAAGGAAAGAGUUAAAAAUUGCUGGAAAAAUUAUAUAUAUUUUUUUAUUAAAUUGAAGAUUUUUAUAAAUAUAUAGCCGGGUAUUUUUGAGUUUACAGAUGCACAAAAAAGCCCAACGUAUAAUAUAGAAAUUGCCCGAGGAUUUUGCGCCAUCCUAGGGCAAUUUCUAUAUUUUAUGUGCUAGCUAUAAGAGAUAUAGAAAUUUCCCAUAGAUGGCGCUGCUUGCCCUUGAUUUGCCCAUGAGGAAAAAAUUUCGGUUUGACCAAACCAUAUGGGACUGGUCGAACCAAAAAAUUUCCCCAAUGGGCAAAUCAAGGGCAAACAGUGCCAUCUAUGAGAAAUUUCUAUAAGUAAGAAUUGCGCUAGCAAAUAUGCGAGAAAGCACAUUAGAAUGAUUUAAUAGUAAUUUUGCAUUAUAAGCUCUAAAAUUAAUACUAUAAAGAUAAGUAGUUAGAUUUAAGGUGUAAUAAUGAUGAAUGAAUAUAUGAAAUUGCUCGAUUAAGGAUGUAUCUAAUUUUCCUAGGAAAUUUUCAAUGGUGUCGUUUAAUCAAUGACGGGGGAGUUAAAAAAUAAAAUUACUAGCGAACAAAUCCAUGAAUUCGGAGAGCUCCCUGGUGGUUUACUAUAUAAAAGAAUUUCUGAUAUAGAAACUACCCAAAUGACUCUCAAAGAAUAUUUUUCAUUAAGAAUCAAGCAGCGAGAAAAAACCAAAAAAUCAGAAAAAAAGACUUGUCUCUUCUGUAUGAGCGAGCUGGAAACAAUUGAUUUAGGUCUAGAGCUCCUCGAUAAAUUAGAAGUUCUCCACAAUAUCCACGUUGUCCAUUCCAACAUAAAUCCAUCUUCUAUCUAUUUAGUUGAUCAAAAUAUCCAUAAUCUAGCCUUUCUUGAUCUAGAGCUUGCUAUAUGGGACACCUUAGAAAUUUUAGGUGUAGAAAGUCCAUAUUUCCAACAAUUACCAGAAGAUAAAUAUGACAUAACUUUUCGUGAUGAAAAUUUCUUAUCCCCAGAGCAUAAAGAACUAGCAGAAGAAUAUAGGAGAACUUCAAGAAUCCCUAAACAAGAAAUAACUGCACAAUGCGACAUAUACAGUAUUGGAGCUAUUUUAUAUAAUGCACUCACAGGAAAAAGCCCAGAUAAUUUCAGUAUCAUGACUUCUGUGCAUCCAGACCAUCAAGGACAAAGAGAACUGCUAGGGGAAUGAAAUUGUCCAAAAUUACUGAACAAUUUGAUGGUUUCUAAUGGGAUGUGUAGCUUUUUAUUGAAAAUUUUAGCAAAAGAUCUGAGGAUUCGGUAUAAGAAUAUUAAUGAAGUGAGAAAUGAUUUAAUUGCCUUAAAAAAAGACUUGGAGUCAAUACCAGAAAUUUUAAUGGAGGGGCUGGAGCAUGUAGAAGUAAAAGACCAGCAGAUUUUUCAUGAAGAUUAUAUUCUUGAUUUACGAAAUUUUGAUGUAAAUGAUUUCACUCUGGAGUAUUUAAAUAAAUUUAUAUUGGAAUCUAGAAUCCCAAACAUAAGAAUUUUUGGUGGCUGUUUGCCUUUGAGUGCGAUAAAAUCAAACAGAAUUGACAUCUUAGACCUUUCUAAUCAAAAAUUGUACACUGAAGAAUUAAUUGUCCUUUCACUGUUUUUAGAAGCAAAUACCCAGCUAAAAGUCAUUAAUUUAUCAAAUAAUCCAUUAGUAACUCGUCAUGAGACCAAAAAACCUAGAAAUCAUUUAUCAAAUGAUAAUAGAGUCACUGAAUACAGCCUACAAAAAUUUUUGGAGUCUUUAAACACAAAUGUAGAACUCAUAGAAUUUAGAGUCGCCAGGGUAGAAAUCGGGCCAUAUUUUGCCCAGCAGCUCUGCAUGCCAAUAGCAAAAAAUAAUAAACUAGAAAUCUUGGAUCUAGGGUUUUGCAAGCUACAAGCUGAUGGAAUUCGAGAAAUUUGUGAAGUUUGCCAACACCUAAAGUUUUUAAAUACUUUAAGUUUAAGCGGAAAUAUGAUGGGCAAUGAAGGAGCUCAAUAUGUAGCAAGACUUAUAGAAAACAGCACAACACUAGUAGAAGUUGAUUUAGAUACCAAUGAAAUCGGAAAUGUAGGGGCUGAAGCCAUAGGGCAUGCAUUGACUACAAAUUUUGUGAUUUUGAGGCUUAAUAUUGAAGGAAAUGAUAUAGAAUUCAAUGAGUCAGAAUUUAUUACGCAGAGUGUAAGCUUUAAUAGCCAUUAUAAUAAGUUAAAGACAAGAAAUGAAAAGUUUGGAGAAUAUGGGCAUAAUUUGAUAGCUGAAAGCUUGAAAAAAUGGAUUGAGUCACAUAAGUUUGUGACUGAAAAAUUAAGAGCGAGGCUGCAUAAAUGUGUGGAUGAAAUCGAUACGAAACUGGCUGAAAUUUUGUUGGAUUCGCAAGGAAAUUUGAAUUUGAGACCGAUUCCGUUGAAAUAUACGUAUAAUCCUGGAGAAGGGACAGUUCAUUUUGAGACAGGAAAGCAUAAAUAA